Molecule: messenger RNA, 2863 nt
Organism: Onychomys torridus (southern grasshopper mouse)
Lineage: Eukaryota; Metazoa; Chordata; Mammalia; Rodentia; Cricetidae
Gene: Tarbp2
Product: TARBP2 subunit of RISC loading complex
Exons: 10
Coding region: 1416-2513 (365 amino acids)
Biological process (GO): regulation of siRNA processing; regulation of viral transcription; regulation of miRNA processing
Cellular component (GO): RISC-loading complex
Molecular function (GO): double-stranded RNA binding; pre-miRNA binding; siRNA binding
Source: RefSeq, a predicted model, not a curated record
CCCCCCCCCCACUCUAAGCCCCGUCCCCACCGACUUGAACUCCCGCUCCUUCUGGGCCCCCGCCCCUGGCCCCCCGGGACGGACACGCCCUGAGCGGGGGAUGCUGCGCCGGAGCCGCCGGCCUCUUAAAGGAGCCCGCGGCUGCCGUCCGGCGCGCCGCAGCCCGGGCUGGCUCGCCCAGGCUCUGGGCCCCCUUCUUGGAGGUGUCCUGCUGCAGUCCCACUGUGGGCCUCAUGCGGGUUCUGGGGCCUUGUGACCUGCCCCGUAGACCCUUCCCAUACCCCGGGGAGCAGCUGCUCUGGCAGCUCCGGCCUCGGCCCCUCGCCUACCACUGUCGCCAGCUGGGCUCCCCUCGUCACCGCUCGUUUCACCCGGGUGGAAUCCGCCCUGUCGGAGGUCUUUUCCCUCAUUAUCGUUCCAAGAUUCCUCGACCUCCACCCUCAUUCCCUUCUCGGCGAGACGUCCUUCCUAGACCCAUUCUUGAAACACUCUUUGGAUCACGUUUUUCGGGGCACCUCGUUCUUCCUGUCCAAGGUCACAAGGUCCCCUACAUCCUUCACUCUGGUGGUACCGGGACGCUGGGGCUCCGAAAGCACGUGUUCGGGCCUGCGGGCGCUUUAGUUCGUUAACUACUCUCGGGUGUUGUUUUUGUUUUCGGUGGAGACUAAAGAAGACUAGAGCAGAAGGCCCGUCUGAUGAGUCUCGGGCCCCAGGUUCCCUCCCGGACAGUUAAAGGAAGGUUCCCUCGGACCCUGACAGGCUGCGAGCCGUUAAUGAAGGGAGGCAAGGACAAGGCUUUAGGUGCGGAGGCCUGAGGCGCCAAGGGACUUAUACUGGUGGCUGGGGAGACAGUUCCUGAAAAAACUUCCAACCCUAGAGCUCUGGGGUGCAGGCGGCCAGGUGACCAAUCGGCGAGCGCCUAGAAGAGGUCGCUCUCAACAUAGCCAAUGAGGCCGCGAAGCCUGCCGUGGCGGCCUAUGACGCGCGGGCACCUGGGUUCUGUAGUUCUGUGAGUGAUGCAUCCCUUGCCGCCCCGCCCCCAGCCGCCUUCACCCCGCUAGUACGCAUGCGCACAGGCUCGGCCUGGGUGGAGGCAGUGCGCAAGGAAGAAGGCGGGACGACAUUAGAAAACAAAAAGCACUGGUAGGUUGGGGAGCUUCCGUGGGGGAUCCGCUCCUCCCAGAGGGCGGCGCAGGCGCCCGGGCGAGCCACGCGGAGAGUUGUGGGGCGGGUAGCUCGACUCCUGAUGAAGACACAAGGAGUCGGAUGGGUGGGGGACUCCAGAUCCCAGCAUGCCCCGCGGCGGGCCCUACCGGCCGCGACUCCGGGCUUGGCCCCGGCCCUAGCUCGUCGGCGGUGUACUGGGGCGCGUGGAGGCUGUAGUCACGGUGGCGCCCGCGGGGACGGAGGAGGGAAUGAGUGAAGAGGAGCAGGGCUCCGGCACUACCACAGGCUGCGGGCUGCCCAGCAUAGAGCAAAUGCUGGCCGCCAACCCGGGCAAGACCCCGAUCAGCCUUCUUCAGGAGUAUGGGACCAGAAUAGGAAAGACGCCCGUGUACGACCUUCUCAAAGCCGAGGGCCAAGCCCAUCAGCCUAAUUUCACCUUCCGGGUCACCGUUGGCGACACCAGCUGCACUGGUCAGGGCCCCAGCAAGAAGGCGGCCAAGCACAAGGCAGCUGAGGUGGCCCUCAGACACCUCAAAGGGGGGAGCAUGCUGGAGCCAGCCCUGGAGGACAGCAGUUCUUUUUCUCUCCUAGACUCUUCACUGCCUGAGGACUCGCCUGUCAUUGCUGCAGAAGUUGCUGCCCCUGUUCUAUCUACUAUACUAACCAGGAGCCCUUCCAUGGAGAUGCAGCCCCCUGUCUCCCCUCCACAGUCUGAGUGCAACCCUGUUGGAGCUCUGCAGGAACUUGUGGUGCAAAAAGGCUGGCGGUUGCCAGAGUACAUGGUGACCCAGGAGUCUGGGCCUGCUCAUCGCAAAGAAUUCACCAUGACCUGCCGAGUAGAGCGCUUCAUUGAGAUUGGCAGUGGCACUUCCAAAAAGCUGGCAAAGCGUAAUGCGGCAGCUAAAAUGCUGCUCCGAGUGCAUACGGUACCUCUGGAUGCCCGGGAUGGCAACGAGGCAGAACCUGAUGACGAUCAUUUUCCCAUUGGUGUGAGCUCCCGCCUGGAUGGACUUCGGAACCGGGGGCCAGGCUGUACUUGGGAUUCCCUGCGCAAUUCUGUGGGAGAAAAGAUCCUGUCCCUUCGAAGUUGCUCCGUGGGCUCUCUGGGGACUCUGGGCUCUGCCUGCUGCAAUGUCCUCAGUGAGCUUUCUGAGGAGCAGGCUUUCCAUGUCAGCUACCUGGACAUUGAAGAACUGAGCCUGAGUGGGCUCUGCCAGUGCCUAGUGGAACUGUCCACCCAGCCAGCCACUGUGUGUCAUGGUUCUGCAACUACCAGGGAGGCAGCCCGAGGUGAGGCUGCUCGCCGCGCCCUACAGUACCUCAGGAUCAUGGCGGGUAGCAAGUAGUGCCCUGGCUGCAGUGAUGGAUGUUACUUUGUACUUCUUGCUCCUCCUGACCCUGGGCCCAUGCAUCAACCUAGCUCUGGAACCUUCCAGAGGUGCCAUCUCUACCUCUGACACAGACUGCCUGCCAUGAGACUGAGGAAGGCAUAGGCAAGCAAAGGAGCCAUGAACCACAGGGCCCCACCCAGUACAGGAUUUGCUCUCAUUCUAUGGAUGAUGAAUGAAAAGGAAAUUGGAAUUCUGUUGGAAUCCGGAAUGAAUGCUGCUCUUUGGCUUCCAAAACCCUGCUUUCUGUGGCCAUGGGUCAUGUGGUGUCAGAGGAAUAAACGUGGUGUGUUUAUUCUUCUGCUGAA